UUUCGCACGAGUUAAGUGUACUUAAGUGGAGCUCCGGAAGCGCAACCGAAACCACCGAAGGCGUUGGAACUUUUUUAAGGUGCUCUGAGAAGUUGAGUGUGAAGUCCCGUGAGACAGACGACGGUACGCGUUUUUUUUUUGGUACCAUCCCUCCGGACCGGAAGUUAGUGCGACUGAUCCGACCAGACCAGUGUGGGUCCGUGUGUGCGUGUAUGUAUGUGCGUUAUCGAUUCGCGAACCAGACCAGUGCCGUAAAACCACCGCGUGGAUUACCUUGACCGGGGCGGACGAACAAGAACGAAAGAAACGUACGGAGAACCGAAAUCAGGGAAUACCUGAAAUCAGCAGCCGCGCAGCAACAGCAGGAAGCAACCAAUUCAAAGACCAUCCAACAAAAUGUCCGAAGCGGUCGAAGUCGAGCAAAUCAUCGAAACCAAGCCAAGAAAGAUGGCCCUCCCCACCUCCCUGGACAAGGACGCGAUCCGCGAGGCGUACGAGGACGUCCGGUCGAACCUGACGGACAACGAGUGGGCGGUGUUCAAAUUCGACGGCCUCAAGAUCGUCUGCUCCGAUAAGGGCAUCGGUUUCGACGAGUUCUGCGCCCAGUUCCACGACAACGAGCGAGCCUUCGGCUACAUCCGGAUACAGAUGGGCGACGAGAUGUCCAAGCGGAGCAAGUUCAUGUUCGUCACCUGGAUCGGGCCCGAAGUCGGCGUGAUGCAGCGAGCCAAAAUGUCCACCGACAAGUCCAUCAUCAAGGAUGUGAUCAAUAACUUUGCAGUCGAACUGCAAGUGGAAUCGAGCAACGAGCUAGACCUCAUGAUGUUCAAAGAGCACCUGAACAAAGCCGGUGGAGCGAACUACGGAACCGGCGUUCGCGAGCUGUAGAAAACAACGCUUUAGGAUUAUCGCCCCUCGCCUAACCUGUUUCCUCUUUGUGACAAUCUGCAACACAAAUAAUCACACAGACACACCCACUAAAACCUAGUAGUUAAGAACGGUUGCAGAGGAACGGUCUUCCCUUCUCCUAUCCUAAAACAAAGCUUCCUAUUUAUAUAUUUUAUUAAUUUAAUCAAAAUUGUGAUUUUGAACGUAUUCGACGAAAGGAAAAUUAUCUUUUGGAUGUUGUUUACCGAAUCCUAUCACUCUCCGACCCUUGUUAUAAUCCCUUCAUGAGAGAGACCCUUACCCUCGUUCAUGGUCACACCAUAAUCAAUGAGUAUAAGCAUCAAAUGAAUAUUGGAACAAAAUUGCAAUAUUAUCAUACUAAUUGAUCUAGUUGUUAAGUGUACACGCAAGAAGUAAACGAAAACUCUUAUUGGAUUCGCAUGUUCGCUUCCAUUAUUCCAUCAAUUAAACUGUGACUGACGCAAGCGAGAGAGAAAAUGUGACCCUGUUAAGUUAAAUCAUUAAAUAAUAAUUGUGCGCAUAAUAAGUCGGAACAAUGGCAAGCGAAAUCAAAACAUAUAUUUGUUUCUCUUCAGUACUCAGAAUGGCGACGUCAACAUCAUAUCUGCAGAUUUCUUCCUUCGAAACCAACCCUAUUGUGUAUUUGCAAGUGUAUAGAAAACAACGAGAGACAUGCGUCCGUACAUGUUGUGUAGGUGCCUAGUGAUGGAAGCAGUUUGUUUCUUCUUUUUUUUUUAAAUAAUAGAACAACAACGAGUGUGUAAUGUAAUGUAACCGACCCCAAGGGCACAGACAUAGCGAGACCCCAUUUUGGGCGUCGUGAUUUUGAGACGGAAUAAUUAUAGCAGGAAAAUUUUCCAAAAAAUAAAACUGUAAUUCAAAA
Armigeres subalbatus is the source of this 1792-nucleotide messenger RNA. RefSeq names its product coactosin-like protein. NCBI's taxonomy places the organism in Eukaryota, Metazoa, Arthropoda, Insecta, Diptera, Culicidae. Gene Ontology annotation, biological process: regulation of actin filament polymerization. Gene Ontology annotation, cellular component: site of polarized growth; actin filament; cortical actin cytoskeleton. Gene Ontology annotation, molecular function: actin filament binding. The record is from RefSeq and is a predicted model, not a curated record. The coding region runs from base 397 to 888 and encodes 163 amino acids. The transcript is spliced from 3 exons.